CAUAACAGAAGAGCUAAGAAGACGGAAAACGUCGUUCAUGAAUAUUAAUUACGCUAUGCGACCGAAGGCUCAUUAAUAUUCAUAACCAGUUCCUCGGAACGUCAGCGUAACGGAAGUAAUAUUCAUGGGCUGAGACUCGGGAGUUUAUCACAGUUCUGACUUCUCUUUUAGUUCAGACUGUGACAGGAGUUUUUCAGAUGUUCGAGAGCGACUCUUCCUCUUCUCAGGAUGACUUUGAGGAGACUCGCGCUGUGUUUUCUGCUCGUUUCUGUCGCCCGUGUCGCGGCCAAACCGCCGAAUGUCGUGUUGAUAUUGGCGGAUGAUUUCGGCUGGAAUGAUGUGGGCUACCACGGCUCUGAGAUCCGGACUCCUCAUCUGGACCGUCUGUCCGAGCGCGGGGUUCGGCUGGAGAACUACUACGUGCAGCCGCUGUGCACUCCUUCCCGGAACCAGCUGAUGACGGGCCGCUACCAGAUUCACACGGGUCUGCAGCAUCAGAUCAUCUGGCCGUGUCAGCCCUACUGUGUUCCUCUGGACGAGAAGCUGCUGCCCGAGCUCCUGCAGGACGCUGGCUACCACACACACAUGGUGGGCAAGUGGCACCUGGGCAUGUUCAGGAAGGCCUGUCUGCCCACACGCCGAGGAUUCAACAGCUUCUUCGGUUACCUGACGGGUUCGGAGGACUACUUCAAUCACACCAGGUGCAGUUUCAUCACUCCUCUGAAUGUGUCGCGCUGCGCUCUGGACCUGCGAGACGGAGAGGACACGGCCGUCAACUACACCGGACUCUACUCCACUGAACUCUUCACCCAGAGAGCCACGGACAUCAUCACACGACACACACCUGAGAAACCGUUGUUCCUGUAUGUGGCGCUGCAGGCGGUUCACGGCCCCUUGCAGGUCCCCGAGCGCUACGUCGCCCCCUACAGCUUCAUCAAGGACCAGCGGCGGCGCGAGUACGCCGGGAUGGUGUCGGCCAUGGACGAGGCGGUGGGGAACAUCAGCCAGGCGCUGCAGGACUCAGGGCUCUGGAACAACACCGUCCUCAUCUUCUCAACAGAUAACGGCGGUCAGACCCUGACGGGAGGAAACAACUGGCCUCUGCGUGGCAGGAAGUGGUCUCUGUGGGAGGGAGGAGUCAGGGGCGUGGCCUUUGUGAGCGGCCCACUCAUAGAGCAGCCUGGAGCUGUCAGUCGAGAGCUCAUCCACGUCUCUGAUUGGCUGCCUACGAUUGUGGGUCUGGCAGGGGCGUCGACGAAUGGAACCAAACCUCUGGACGGGUUCGACGUGUGGGGGGCUAUCAGUCGCGGGAAAGCGUCUCCUCGAGUCGAGCUUCUGCACAACAUCGACCCGCUGUAUGUGGACACCGCUCCAUGUCCUGGAGUAGAGGUGUCCGGUGAGUUUCUGGAGGAGUCUUUGCGGUCAUCAGCUCCUCGUCCCGCCGCUCUCGGCUCUCGCUCAGAGUUUAACAUCUCGGUUCACGCCGCCAUUCGUUACAAGAACUGGAAGCUUCUCACCGGUUACCCAGGUUGUCCUCUGUGGUUUGCGCCCCCUGGUGGUGGUGCGCUGGAGGCGUCGGAGCCGCUGAAGCAGGUGAUGCUGUUCGACAUCGAGAAGGAUCCCGAGGAGCGUGUGGAGGUGUCCCAUCAGCGGCCGGAGGUGGUGUCCUUCCUGCUCAGACGCCUGCAGAUGUACCAGAAGCAGGCCGUUCCCAUCGUCUUCCCCCCCGACGACCCCCGCUGUGACCCUGAAACCACCGGAGCCUGGGGACCCUGGGAAUGAGGAGAGGACGAGUCAUGAAUGAGCUGAAGAGCGUCAGUGAUGAGACACUCGUGAAGUUUAGAGAAUAUUUCUAUCCUCUGCUCGAUUCUUGCUCUGAGUGUGUGUGUGUGUGUGUGUGUGUGUGUGUGUGUCAUGAAACAGAAUCAAACUGUUUUUGAUAUUUACACAUAAACAUGUUUUCUCUACAAUAAAAACAUUCUCCAAGUUUCAUAACUCAAAACUAACUCCCCAUUUUAAAAUCUGAAUUAUUCUGACAAAAACAGAGAUGUAAUGUAAAUCAGUGACCGUAUUCUGACCUUUACUUGAUCACAAUCAGGAGAGAUCUGAGUCGAGCUGAAGCUGGACGCUUGUACAGUUACACUAGAAGAUCUCUGAGCUGAUAAACACUCUGAAGGUUUCAUGGUAAUUUUUAGAAAUAUGACAGAGUAGGUUUAUAAUAGUGUUUUAUUAUUGUUCACCACUGAUGGACUGGAGUACUGUGGAUUAUUCUGAUGUUUUUAUCAGUCUCUCAUUCUGACGGCACCCAUUCACUUCAGAGCAUCCAUUAUUAUUACUACAUUUCUCCAAACCUGAUGAAGACACACACUCCUCCUGAUCUCUGAUGGUCUGAGGGAGAGCUCUUUUACAGUUUUAGUGUGAUAUGAAGCUCUCUCUGUCCGGUCCGGUGACGUCAGCUCCUCUCAGGAUCAGUUCUGUGUCUUCUUCAGUCUGAAGUGUGUUUGUGCGUCUGUAGAGACGGACAACAGACUGAAAAGCCAUUAGCGAGGAGGAGACAGACUUUUCCAGAGACGGCACAGAAACUACCGCUCACUUCCUGUAAUCGGACCCUCCCCCUCCUCUGCACUUCCUGUGCUUGUGGAAUGGUGCUCUGUGAUUGGCUGGAGCAGAAGCUCAGUGUCUCCACAUGUCUCUGUAUCUUUCAGUGUUUCAGUCUUGUGUUACUGUACGAAUAUCAACAUUAUGAUAUACAUUUGCUGGAAACAUUUACUCACCAUCAUGUUUCUCCAGACUCAUAAAACUAGAAUCUUGUUUCUCCUUAUAAACUGAUUUUAUUUUUCAUUCCUCA
Messenger RNA from Carassius gibelio (silver crucian carp), 2848 nucleotides. It is a transcript of the gene arsb, whose product is annotated as arylsulfatase B. The transcript has 8 exons. NCBI's taxonomy places the organism in Eukaryota, Metazoa, Chordata, Actinopteri, Cypriniformes, Cyprinidae. The coding region runs from base 229 to 1782 and encodes 517 amino acids. The record is from RefSeq and is a predicted model, not a curated record.